AUGACCUCAGAUGUACACUGCCAAUGCUUCCGGCAGUUUCUCUACCAUGAGGCAGAUGGGCCCCGAGAGAUGCAGGGACCACCUUUGGAGAUGGAAGCUGCCAUCCCUGAAGCAGAAGGAGUUUCCUUGGAGCAAGGGCAGAGGGUGCAGGAGGUGGAGCGUGCCCGAGAUGCCCUCUCCUGUGGCAGCGAAGAGAUCCUGUUGAGCCGUUGUCUUUUCAGAGGUGGGGGAACAGCGGCUGCGCCUCCAGUCCAGGGUCCCUUUUCCUUUGAGGAGGUGUCCGUCUCUUUCGCUGAGGCCGAGUGGGCCCUGCUGGAUCCGGGAGAAAGAGCUCUGUACUGGGAAGUCAUGCUGGAGAACUAUAAGAAGGUGGUCUCUCUGGCAGAGAAUGAUGGGAGGAACGAGGAGGGGGAGGAACUUCAUCGGCAAAUGCCAGCGACAGUUACAAAGGAAGACUUGAAUGGAAAUGUCCGGAAUCGAGGCAGGCCCAAGAGAAAGAAAGGCAGUGAAAUGAGAAAUGAAUUCAGUCAGUGCAGCAUUCUUCAGCUCCACAAAAAAAUACAGACAGGAGAGAAACCUUUUGAAUGCUCAGAUUGUGGAAAGAGAUUCAGUGAGAGGGGGAAUCUUCAAGAGCAUCAGAGAACACACACAGGGGAGAAACCUUUUGAAUGCUCAGAGUGUGGAAAGAGAUUCAGUAGGAGAAGCCAUCUUCACCAUCAUCAGAGAACCCACACAGGGGAGAAACCUUUUGAAUGCUCAGAGUGUGGAAAGAGAUUCAGUGAGAGGCGGAAUCUUCAGUAUCAUAAAAGAACCCACACAGGGGAGAAACCUUUUGAAUGCUCAGAGUGUGGAAAGAGAUUCAGUCGCACUAGCACUCUUCAGUGUCAUCAGAGAAACCACACAGGGGAGAAACCUUUUGAAUGCUCAGAGUGUGGAAAGAGAUUCAGUCAGCGUGGCCAUCUUCAGCAUCAUGAAAGAGCCCACACAGGGGAGAAACCUUUUGAAUGCUCAGUGUGUGGAAAGAGAUUCUGUACGAGUGGCCAUCUUCAGUAUCAUCAGAGAACCCAUACAGGGGAGAAACCUUUUGAAUGCUCAGUGUGUGGAAAGAGAUUCACUAUGCGUGGCAGUCUUCAAUAUCACCAGAGAACCCACACAGGGGAGAAACCGUUUGAAUGCUCAGAGUGUGGGAAAAGAUUCACUACAAGUGGCCAUCUUCAAUGUCAUCAGAGAACCCACACAGGGGAAAAACCUUUUGAAUGCUCAGAGUGUGGAAAGAGAUUCAGUGAGAGGGGGGAUCUUCUGCGUCAUCAGAGAACCCACACAGGGGAGAAACCUUUUGAAUGCUCAGUGUGUGGAAAGAGAUUCAGUGAGAGGGGGAAUAUUCUACGUCAUCAGAGAACCCACACUGGGGAGAAACCUUUUGAAUGCUUGGAGUGUGGAAAGAGAUUCAGUCAGAGGGGAAAUCUUCAAUGUCAUCAGAGAACCCACACAGGGGAGAAACCUUUUGAAUGCUUAGAGUGUGGAAAGAUAUUCAGUGAGAGGGGGGAUCUUCUACGUCAUCAGAGAACCCACACAGGGGAGAAACCUUUUGAAUGCUUAGAGUGUGGAAAGAUAUUCAGUGAGAGGGGGGAUCUUCUGCGUCAUCAGAGAACCCACACAGGGGAGAAACCUUUUGAAUGCUUAGAGUGUGGAAAGAGAUUCAGUGAGAGGGGGAAUAUUCUACGUCAUCAGAGAACCCAUACUGGGGAGAAACCUUUUGAAUGUUUGGAGUGUGGAAAGAGAUUCAGUCAGAGGGGAAAUCUUCAAUGUCAUCAGAGAACCCAUACAGGGGAGAAACCUUUUGAAUGCUCAGAGUGUGGAAUGAGAUUCAGUACGAGUGGAUAUCUUCAGUACCAUCAGAGAACCCACACUGGGGAGAAACCUUUUGAAUGCUCAGUAUGUGGAAAGAGAUUCAGUAUGAAUGGCAGUCUUCAAUCUCACCAGAGAACCCACACAGGGGAGAAACCUUUCGAAUGCUCAGAGUGUGGAAAAUGUUUCAGUCGGAGUGGCCAUCUUCUGCGUCAUCAGAGAACCCACACAGGGGAGAAAGCUUUUGAAUGCUCAGAGUGUGGAAAGAAAUUUAGUGAGAGGGAGAAUCUUCAAGAGCAUCAGAAAACCCAUGCUGGGGAG
Heteronotia binoei (common prickly gecko) is the source of this 2169-nucleotide messenger RNA. Its product is annotated as oocyte zinc finger protein XlCOF6-like. Gene Ontology annotation, biological process: regulation of DNA-templated transcription. The annotation marks the transcript as partial. The transcript is spliced from 6 exons. NCBI's taxonomy places the organism in Eukaryota, Metazoa, Chordata, Lepidosauria, Squamata, Gekkonidae. The record is from RefSeq and is a predicted model, not a curated record.